AUGAGGAGGUCGCUCCUUCGAAAACCCCUCGUACGAGCCACCCUCCCAGAGGCUCACUGCCGAACUUUCUUCGAAAGUUCGCCAAAAUGUCGCCCUGAUUUGACUGAAGCUUCGAUAACUCCUGACACAACCCCGCUCCAAUUACACCGAAGACCACUUCCCUUUUCUUUUGAGACUGGAGUCGCAUUGUAUGCAAAGAGAAUCCCGAGACCAUUUCCUCCCCCAUUCCUGUCAGCACCCUCUGGUUCAUUUUCCGAUCCUCUCAGCACCCACCACCGAAGCCGGGACAGACGCGCGACCGUAAAUGGCGACUUGAUUCGAGGGCUCACCAACGGAGACGAUGCGGUAUAUGCUAGCGAAAACUUCAUCGCAGCUAAUGAUGGAGUCGGAGCAUGGUCUACAAGACCAGGAGGACACGCCGGACUUUGGUCGAGGUUAAUUUUGCACUUUUGGGCCUUGGAGGCAGAACAAGACGCUGGUCGGAUCCUUACCUCAGAUCAAGCAUACGAACCAAAUCCAAUCGCAUACCUACAAAAAGCCUACGAGCAAACGCAGGAAGCUACAUCGAAGCCAAACAAAUGGCAAGGGACAACCACUGCGGCCGGCGCGCAACUAUAUUACAAGAAUAUGGACGAUGACCCAGAGGCUCCCAAAAUCCCGUUAUUAUACGUCACCAAUUUGGGGGAUUCUCAAGUUCUGGUUUUAAGACCUCGAGAAACAGAUUUGGUAUUCAAAACAACCGAGCAAUGGCAUUGGUUUGAUUGUCCCCGGCAACUAGGUACCAAUUCUCCAGAUACCCCUCGCGACAAUGCUGUGCUGGAUAAAGUUGAGAUUGAAGAAAAUGACGUAGUACUGGCUAUGUCUGACGGGGUCAUUGACAACCUGUGGGAGCACGAGAUAAUAGAGAACGUCGUUACUAGUAUACGCAAGUGGGAAUCCGGACAAGGUGGUGAAAGCACAGGAGACCGACGGGAUGGUGCAGGUGGGGGCAUGAGAUAUGUCGCACAGGAAUUAAUGAAUGCUGCGAAGGCGAUUGCUACAGAUCCUUUCGCUGAGAGUCCAUUUAUGGAACAUGCUGUGGAAGAGGGACUGGCUAUGGAAGGAGGCAAGCACGACGAUAUCAGUGUCGUCGCCGCUCUUUGUCGACGCAGCAAUGGCUGA
Glarea lozoyensis ATCC 20868 is the source of this 1161-nucleotide messenger RNA. RefSeq names its product PP2C-like protein. The transcript is spliced from 3 exons. Bases 1 to 1161 code for a protein of 386 amino acids. NCBI's taxonomy places the organism in Eukaryota, Fungi, Ascomycota, Leotiomycetes, Helotiales, Helotiaceae. The record is from RefSeq and is a predicted model, not a curated record.